AUGUCUGGCGACGACACACCGCAGCGGGUCGACAAGGGCAAGCAGCGGGCGAUAUUGCCAGAAGUCGACGAGCGCGCGCCGCUCCUGGGCGGGCCUUCGUCGCGGCGUAUCGACGGCGAGCACGACGACAAUGCCCACCGCAGCCGGCGCACGAUCUGGUCAACGCUUUGCGCAGUCUUUAGCGUUUCCUUCUUGCUUUGUGUCCUGAUCUUCCUGGCGCUGGUGGCUUGGUCGUACCGGGCGAGAGCGCAGAACCUCACGCCGGAGGACGUCAUCCACCGCGGGCUGCGCGUGCAGGGCCCGGACCGCGUCGACGUGCUGAACAUCACCGCGGGGGAGGGGAUAUGGGUGCGCGUGGACGGGCGCGUAGGCUUGGACGCCGGGGCGCUCGUCGAUGCGCAGGCGGACGAGGAGCGGGACGGGUUCUACGACUAUGUGAGGAAGGGGGUCGGGCGCUGGGGGAUACGCAGGCUCCGGAAGGUGACGGUCGACUCCAUGACUGCUGAGAUGACGACGCAGCUGGGGCACCGCGACCCGGUGGUGCUAGCGACGAUGACGAUAGCCCCGGUCGAGGUGCCGCUGACGGUCAGCCCGCCGACACGGGACUUGUCGUGGCUCACGAACGUCUCGAUCCCCAUCCUCAUCCAGCCGACGUCGAACGGGUCCGCGUUGCUCGACUUUGCGCGACAUAGCUGGAGGGAAGGGUUUGUGAAUGUCCGCGCGGCUGUGAACCGAGUUCAGGUGCACGGCGGCGGGCUGGACGACAACAGCUGGCGCAGCCGGUUCCGGAUGGACAGACCCAACGUCCGCGUCGAUGUGCGGAAGAGGAUACCGGAGCUCCCUGGGCUGCCACCACCUGGUCGGCACUUACCCGCCCUGGAGGAGUUGGUGACGCUGAAGACGUUCGGCGUGUCCUCCGGCAAAGAGAGUCUACUCCUGAAUGCAGUGGCGACGGCGGUCAACCCCGUGCCGUCAAACGUGCACUUUGCGUCCCCGCCUGAAUUACCGUUUACGAUAUCACUCGUCUCUACGGAACACAACCGGAGCACGUCCGUCCCCGUCGCCUUUGUCCACACUGAGCCGUUCACGCUCACCCACCCGAACAUCACGCUCGCUGUCUCGGGCUCCGUCCUCCGCUUGCCUUCCUCCGUCUCGCCACUCCUCUCCGCCUUCCUCUCGCGCUACCUCUCCGGCGAACGGAACCCCAUCCAACUAUCCACGCCGCUAUUCCCGGGGCUAGACGUCGACACCUUCUUCCCCGCGCCGCAUCCGCGCCCGCAGAUCCUGCGCGACGUGACGAUCCGCGACAUGAAGAUCAAGCCGUCGGGCCCGGGGGGCAACCAGAUAUCCGCGAGCGGGACGGUGUUCGCGCGCGCGGUGCUGCCCAGGGGCAUCGACGUGCGCCUCGAGGUGAACCGCGUCUGGCCGGAUGUGCUGGUGUACGACGGCGAGGUCCCGGAUGUGGACUAUGGGGAUGCACCGCCGGUGCCGUUGCCGGAGGGCGCGUUUGCGCACAUCAAGCCCGAGGACUGGUUGGUGUCGGAGAGCGUUGAGGAGGAGCCUGGGAACGAGGGCUCGGUUGUUGCUGUGACUGCGCAGAUCGAGGACGUGCCGCUGGAAGUGCUCCCUGGGCGCGAGAAAGAAUUUAGUCAUUUCGUAUCGAAGGUCAUUUGGGGCCCGGGAGGAGCCUUGGCUGGCGUGCAGGGCGUGGCUGCUGUCGGGGUGCGCGUGCAUGGGCUGCCGUUCUCCAAUGGUACGGGACAAGACAAGGAGAUGGAGCUGACCGACCUGCCUUUCCGCGGGACAGUGAGGAUUGGUAAGAAAGGACUGUGAUCUUGCUGAGAUUGGCGUUGUACAUUUUUGUCUGUAUCGUUGUGUAUAAUGUAUCUUACCUGGUUGUGGUAGACAUGUACUAAAUCAUGCAGUCUGCAUUUGUUUAUGUC
Messenger RNA from Gloeophyllum trabeum ATCC 11539, 1943 nucleotides. RefSeq lists its product as uncharacterized. The record is from RefSeq and is a predicted model, not a curated record. NCBI's taxonomy places the organism in Eukaryota, Fungi, Basidiomycota, Agaricomycetes, Gloeophyllales, Gloeophyllaceae. The transcript is spliced from 3 exons. Bases 1 to 1833 code for a protein of 610 amino acids.